Molecule: messenger RNA, 1971 nt
Organism: Melampsora larici-populina 98AG31
Lineage: Eukaryota; Fungi; Basidiomycota; Pucciniomycetes; Pucciniales; Melampsoraceae
Exons: 5
Coding region: 1-1971 (656 amino acids)
Biological process (GO): protein targeting to vacuole; retrograde transport, endosome to Golgi
Cellular component (GO): endosome
Molecular function (GO): phosphatidylinositol-3-phosphate binding
Source: RefSeq, a predicted model, not a curated record
AUGACAUCGUUAAAUCCAAGUCAAAACAAACUUCAAACUGAAAAUCAAACCAUCCCAUCAGAUUUAAUUUCCAGUUCACCUUUAACAAACACUUCAAACUCAAACUCAUCAUAUCCUAAUUACCUUCAAUCUCAAUCAUCAUCGACACUUUCUCAAUCUACUCCUGAAUUAUAUGCUCAUGAUCCUUGGUCUUCUCCUACUCAUUUAACCAAAACUUUCUCAUCUUCUUCAAUCAAUGAACCCUUCACUUUACCUAACAAGAUCGAAGGUCAUAUCAGUGAAGCCGCUUUACCCAACGUCUAUCAUCAAGCUUUCAAUGCUGCUGACCCAUCUGCUGGAACAAUCUCACUCGCUAAUGCUCAUCGGGUUCUCGCUAGUAGUGGUGUAGGUGCAAGUACAAUCGAGAGAAUAUUAAGCGUGACUUCUGAUCACCGCUCUUCACGACUCACUAAAUCAGACUUCAGCAUUGCUCUGGCUGCAGUUGCUUUCUCACAGCAAGGAAAACCGCCUCGAGCAGUCCAACAGCUCAUAUCUCGCAAUGCGCCAUUUCCAAUUCCUACCCUCGACUUUGGCCCACUGGUGUUAACCUCGCCAGCAAGGUCGAGCUACAACCGCCGUUCAGCUUCUCCUGAAGAUCCUUGGUCUAGCUCCACAAUCAAAUCCAGAACAAAUGUAUCCUCUACCAUCACCAACGGUUUACCAUUUGUGGUCGAAGAACAAGAACCACUUCUUGGAUUUGGUCUUGAGACUAGUCUACUACCUGAGGGUACCACCAAUCUUAGCUCUCAGUUCUUACCUCCCUUCGAUCGGUUACAACAAGAUUUGGUGACAGUCCGACUGAGCGCUCCCGAAGGAUGGAUCUUAAAGUAUAAUGUUUAUUCUGUCGAUCAUGAAAAGAAAGGGACAAGUGUACCCAGGAGGUAUAGUGACUUUGUAUGGCUUCACGAAUGCCUCUUGAAACGGUAUCCGUUCCGGUUGGUACCUGGUUUACCUCCGAAACGUAUCGCAAUCUCAGGGCAUCAUCUUGCAACAGGCGACGAGACAGCAUUCAUCGAACGACGUCGCCGAGGUCUCCAGCGCUUCCUCACCUAUCUCGUGAACCACCCUGUCCUCUCCGCCGAUAAUAUUCUUAGCACAUUUCUCUGCGAGCCGUCGGACUUGGCGACUUGGCGCUCACAUUCGACAGUUCAUCUCAUUGAAGAAUCAGCAGUUAUUCGUCUGACUCCCGCCGAGGAGAUGUCAAUUCCAGAAGAUCUUGAUAGUAGACUCUCUGGGUUCAGGUCACGACUUCCAUUGAUUGUAGAACAUUGGAGUCGAAUUUGUGCAGGAUUGGAACGAGUGACAAGACGAUAUGAAGCACAGGCUGCAGACUUUACUAGGAUCCAACUUGCACUUGGAUCAGCAGUUGAAAGUGAAAGAACAGGAUCUGGAACAGUUGGACAUGCUUGUUGGAGACCUGCAGAAGCUAGAAGAGCAGAAGAUGAGAUUGAAGUAGUAGCACAUCAUGUGGGAAAACAUUCUGAUUUAUUAGAUCGACGAACCAGAAGACUUGCACUUUCUACCAAUGAAGAAGUAAGAGCGCAUCGAGAGUUAUAUACUGAUUUUGGAGGAUUAUUCAAUAGAUUAGAUAAAUUAAGUAUAGAUGAUGUAGAUAAAAGAUUAAAACCUCGAGCCGAAAUGAAUAGUAAAAAAUUAGAAGAAGUAAGAAAUUUAAGAAAAUCAGGAUGGGAAGAAGAAUCGGAUAAAUUACGAAAUUUAAUUGAAAUCGAUAGAGCUGGAAUCGAAAGUAAAUUAAGAAGAAGAGUAUUCAUCCGAUGGUGUCUUUGGCAAGAAUGGAUUCAUUUGAUGAGAAUGGGUAGUUUGAUUGGUAAAGGAUUAAGAGAGUUUGUAGAUGAUGAAAGAAGGUUUGGUGAAAGAGCUUUAAGUAAUUGGGGUGAAGUUUCAGAUGCGAUUGAAGGACUUGUUAGAUGA